This is a messenger RNA of Symbiodinium sp. CCMP2456, 241 nucleotides long. The record is from the annotation of a GenBank genome assembly. NCBI's taxonomy places the organism in Eukaryota, Dinophyceae, Suessiales, Symbiodiniaceae.
AUGAAUUUCUACAUCUUCCAGGCGUUUUCUUUCUGUUCUGUGAAGGUACGAGACCAGCUGCAAGAUGUUCAGAAAGUUGUUGGCACAGCCGGUGCCUUUGCUGCCAUCCGCGCCGACGGUCGAGUGAUUACGUGGGGCGAUGCUGAGUUUGGUGGUGACAGCCAUGGGGUGCAAGAUCAACUUUGUGAGGUUCAGGAGGUCUGUGCAACAAGCGCGGCCUUCGCUGCUCUGAAAGCCGAUG